Molecule: messenger RNA, 3237 nt
Organism: Nilaparvata lugens (brown planthopper)
Lineage: Eukaryota; Metazoa; Arthropoda; Insecta; Hemiptera; Delphacidae
Product: transmembrane protein 35A
Exons: 4
Coding region: 129-599 (156 amino acids)
Biological process (GO): chaperone-mediated protein complex assembly; positive regulation of protein localization to cell surface
Cellular component (GO): endoplasmic reticulum
Source: RefSeq, a predicted model, not a curated record
UGACUUGCGCCCAAAAGGGAGAUUGUUUGAUCCGUUCCAUCUUCGCCUUCGCUUCGUCUCGCGUGUGUGAUGACAUCGAAUGGAUUCUGAUUAUCGCUUGUUCCAACCGUCAGUUGUGUUUUGCCGCCAUGGGCUCGGUAGUGCUGAAAAGUUUAUCGAUAUUGCUAGGAAUAUUUUUCGUUUUCGUCGGCACCAUGAAGCUGACAUCGUUGAUUAGCAAAGACUUACACAAAGAUUUGAGAAAAGAAUACGUCAAAUACGCUAAAGUGUUACCACUCACAGAAAUGUUUGAUAUAAAAAUUCCAGCAAAAUGGUACAGGAGAGUAAUUGGAUGUCUAGAAAUAAUCUGUGGAUUAGCUAUGGCUUUUAUUCCAAUAAAUGCUGUGAAACAAGGAGCUAAUAUAAUUCUAUUAUUGUUAAUGAUGAUGGCUGUGUAUUGCCAUUACAUGGUGAACGAUAAAUUUGAACGAAUCGCGCCUGCUCUUGUAUUUUUCUUCAUGCUAACUGGACGAAUGGUGAUAGACUGGCAGUUGAGGAGAAAACUGGAGGUUGAUAAUGCAGCAAGUAAUGGAGAAAUUAAAAACAAGAAACAAGACUGAAUCUGGACGAGAACAUGUUUAUACCUGCUCAUAAAUAAUUGAACUGAAUAUUGUGUAAACCCUAUUUCUUCACUAGGAAAAUCCGACCUAUUUCUAAAGUAUAGUUAUGAAUUGAGUUUUCACUGUGUAAGGAUACACCGGACACUUGUUGACUUGAAUCGUCUACUUCUCCAUCAUCAAAUGCAGUAGGCUACUCAGAAUGAAAUUUGUCAUGAUUGAAGUAAUUUCAGGGUAAUUUGAUUGUAUUAUUUUGACGUACAAGCAUGUGAAACGCUAAUAGAUGUAUGACGCACUCUCUUUCAACGUGAUUUAAAUUUUCUGUCUGUAAGAUCUGAUACGGUAUAUUAUCCUUAAGAUUCGUUAACAUCUUCAAAGUAAGCUUCAGUUGCAUAUUAAUUUCUAUGUAAUAUGAUUAUAGUUUUGUAUGAGAAAUCAAGUUACUCUGUAAAGAAUUAUAGAUGAUAAUUGACAAGAUCUCAUAUCUGAACUUUGUUGUUUACUUCACUAUAUUUGAGAUUCAUACUUUCAAAUGAGAACGGGAAUAGAAGAAUUUCAUGUUGAGAACAAAAUGUAUUUAAUAAAUGAACGAUUAUAAAUUUGUAAAAGGAUAGUUUAUUUAAGUAAAUUUUCUCUAACCUGUUUAUUAUUAUUGUUUAGCAUGAUAAUUAUUUUUGAAAGAAAGAAGAGUCCAAAUUCAUCAAAAAAGUUUAAUCAGUUUGGAGGAAGUAUUCAAAUACCGUACUCUACUUUAUUGUUAUCAUCAUUAUAUUCUCUUUAUUUUAUCAAAAAAUCACAGCAAUGCACGUUAUUAGAUUUUGUUGAUAAUUUCUUUAUUUACAACCUUUAUAGAGGUAUACUGUAUAAUUAAAUGAGAAUUAGGCUAAGAGGAUAGGUCUACCAUCCCCUCUCCCAUAUUGUAUAAAUGAAAAGCACAGUUAUUACUGAAAUUUAGACUUUGAGAAGCAUAAUAUUAUACAGAAAAUUUAGAACUAUGUUAUACACGAUUUUCUUGGUACUGGUACCGUUUUUUUGAGCUUGAAGAGAAUGGAUUUAUCCUGAUUGUUUUUCAAUUUAUUGAUUUGGGAAAAUCCUAUUACACUUUUGUUAGUGAAAUAAAAAAAAUAGUAUAAUUAAAAAAAUGUUAUGUUUGAUACAAAUUAUUUAAAUUGAAAAUACUUUUACAUUGAUUGAAUCGUUUUCUAUUGUUUUUAGUUACGGUACUUCCACAAAUGAUUUUUUGGUCUAAUUAUGUACUAUGUUAUGUUUUCUAGUCCUUUAAUUAUAACGAUAAUUAAGUUCAAAUCCCAGUGUUAAAUUCACUAUAUAUUUAUUGUUAUCGUGUAAGUGUUAUUUAUUUUGUUGCCCCAGAAAAUUGUAAUGCGCUUUUAUAAUGACAGUUUUCAAAUUUUAUAAUAACUUAUUAUUGUUGUAGAGUAGUUUGAGACCUACCUGUAAAUAAUAUAAACUAGUCAAAAAUUUGGUGAAUAUAAUAUGAAGAUUUUUCUAUCUAAUCUGUAAUGAUUCGCUCAAUAUUUUGAAUAAUGAAUAUCAUAUUGAAAAUAAUCAUCUAUACUUACCAUAUUUGAAAAUAUUUAUGUUUUCUGUACAAGCUGGAUGCAGUUGAAGUUGAAGACCUCUCCCAUAUGAAUGUUAAUAUUGUUAAUUUCCAAUCAUGGUUGAAAAAUAUAUCUAUGUGUAGUCAAAUAUUCUGAUAAGAAGCAAUUUUUUAUUUCCACUUUUUAUGAAUCUUUAUUUUGAAACUCUUUAAAAUUAAUAACUAUUGGUUUCAUUAAUAUACUGAUUAAUUGAUAACUAUUGUUUUUAAAUGGUGUAUUUCGUAUGAUAUACAGAUAGCAGCGAUUUUGUAUUUCAGAUUGAACACCAAACUCUAUGUGCAAUAAAUACGUAUCAUUAAUGUUCUUGGAAAUUCUACACAUUGCGGCCUUUGUAAUUUUUGGAUUGUAAACUUUCUCAAAUUAUUCUUCCCAAGUCAUUUUAUGAAAUGCAAGGAAUUUCUACAUUCGUUACAGGCAUUGAAAAGUUUUUGAAAUAUAAUGCAGCACAAAUUACAGCUUAUUUUUAUGUGUUUUAUGGUUAGCAUUCAUAUUUAACUUGGCUAUAUCAAUGUUAUCCAUUUUCACCUUGCGAUUAUUAAUGGAAAACCUAUAGAUCAACUAUUCCAUAAUAAAAAAAAUUGUAAGAAAUCAUAUAGAGAUAUUUCAUAAGUACCGUAUACUACAGUAUUGUUGAUAAUAUACAAUAUCUAAAAUUAAUUCUACAUGAAAAAUUUGAAUAACAUCCAUUUAAUUAUAAUUUCCUUAUUACUAAGAUAUGCUUAGGCUAUUCAAAACAAAUCAUAUAGUUGUUAAGUAUUAUUUCCCUGUUUUUGAUAUUUGAGGCCUAUAUAAUUUUACUGCUGUUGCCUUUAUUGGAUUUCUAUUCUGUAGUAUUCUAUAGUGAUUAAUUCUUAUUCUGUCAUGUUCAAGUCAAAACUCCUCUUCAUAUUGUCAAUAUCUUCUUGGAAUAAAAAUGAAUUGCCUUUCCAUCUUCCCACUCUUCGUUUAUUUGAGAGUCAUUGGAAUUUCAAAUGUAUUCAUUUAGAGAAUUUCAUACAUGGUUUGCCUGCGCAUUCCUCUAA